UUUAAAUUCUGAACGUCAUAACCUGGUAAAAUGUAUAGUUUAUUUUUUUAGCCGCUGAUUUCGAUUAAGAGAAUGGUUUAACUCUGUACUAUGAGGCUGGAUGGGAGGGGAAGGUUGACAUUUUUCCACAUGUGUCACGUGAUUACGACGAGCCAAUGAAAUUUGUUGACUUAGCUUCAGGGGGCAGCCCACGGGGCUAGAUACAACGUGGCAGUCUGAUUCGUAACUUGGAUCUCUGAUCUAAUCACAGCUGUACUUAAGCAUUUUAUAAAAUUUGAGGUUCUACAGGCUCACCAACCGCAAGCUCAUACUUUUUGCAAUCGCUUUUAAAACUACCCCAUGGCCAAAGCUUCAUCUUUGGCAGACAGCGUAGAAAAGGAGUUGGAAUGCGCGGUUUGCUUAGAACAGUACAAGGAUCCGAGAUUUCUGCCAUGUCUUCACUCAUUCUGUAAGAAGUGCCUGGAAGGACUGCUACCCAAGCAAACGAUAGUAAAAGAAAGAGGAAGGAGAGGAAGAAGAAGAAGAGGAGUAACGCUAAGGAGUGAAGAGAUUAAGGAGAUCAAUUGCCCGUCAUGCCGGAAAAGUGUUGAGAUUCCGGAAGGAGGGAUUGAGUCGCUGCCAGUCAACUUUUUUCUCAACAAUUUUUUAUCCGUGGUAGCCCUUCAUGAUGACUCGGCCAGCAGGAGUGUUGAGUGUGGUAUCUGUAAUAGCGGCGACCCCCCUGUCAACAGAUGCACCACAUGCUGCUGUUUCCUAUGCGAAUUUUGUUCGCAAGCUCACUUGCGAGCGCGUGGUACAAGUUCACAUGGUAUGGUGUCUCUUGAAGAAGCGAAAAAGAUGGGAUCUGUAGCAAUGGUGAAACCUUCGCUUUGUAAAGAGCAUGAAGGAGAGGUGAUGAAGCUGUUUUGUGUCACAUGCGACAAAGUUAUAUGCAGGGACUGCACAGUUGUCGAGCAUCGUGAACAUGAGUACACUUUCGUCAAGGACGCAUAUUCAAGGGGUAGAGAAAGCUUACUGAAUAUCAUCUCAGAAACGAGAACCUUGGUACCUAUGCUUGAACAGGCUCUGCAAAGUGUUUCAGAUGUGAAGUCGCGCGUCCAAUGUCACGCAAAACAGACGAUGCAGGACGUGACCAAGUGCUGCGAUGAUUUGACAGCCAGUGUGAACAUUCGUCGCCAGCGUUUGAUUCACAUGACGGAAGAGCUCAAGACUUUUAAGCUGAAGGCGCUGGAAAUGCAGCAUGAGGAACUGGAGACGGCCUUAGCAGGUGUGAAAACAAGUGUGGAAUUCACGGAGAAAGCCUUGAAAAAUGUCAGCGAAGUUGAGUUGCUGUACUUGCACAAGCAACUGUCCAGCCGGUUAGAAGGGUUUAACUCAGCAAAAUGGCAGCUGAAACCAUGCACUGAUGAUAUUGUCAAAUUGAAUGUGAACAUGAACCAGCUGACAAAAGUUAUGAAAACCUUUGGCGCAAUCAGAGAAACGGACACAUCUGCUGGUGUGUCCACCGUAACCAUGGAAACCGGAUUGGAGGGCGUAAUGUACGACACCCUUUGUGGAGAACAAGUCAUAUUCACCAUAAUUGCCAAGGAGCAGAAUGGAAAGAAACGAACAGACGGUGGAGAUAAUUUUGAAGUAGAAAUUUGCCAUGAACACUAUUCCUCUACUGAACGGCUGAAGGUGAGGGACUGUGAAGAUGGAACGUACACCUUUCGCUACACUCCUCAACGCGAGGGUCAGUUUGAGUUAUCAGUGAAGUUGAGCAAUUGUCAAGUGCAAGGCAGUCCUUUUAAGUUUACUGCUGAAACGCUGUCAACACGAUAUGGUGGAUCUACAUUGACCAUGGGAAAUGGAGAAGAGGGUGUAAUGUACAACACACUGUGUGGACAGCCUGUUGAAUUCACAAUAAAUACCAAGGAACGCAAGCAGGGGAAAGAAACCCGCUCACACCAUCCUAUUUUUGUGGUGGAAAUCCGGUUCCCUCUAUCUUCAAGGAACUUUGAUAUAGCAAAGACUCUUGAAGUGCAGGGCAGGGGAGACGAUUCUAAUUCUUUUUGUUACACUCCAACCGCAGAAGGUUUGCAUCAGUUGUCGAUAAAAAUAGAAGGCUUCCAUAUGCAAGGAAGUCCUUUUGAAUGGAAAGUGGAGAGAUGGAAUCUCAUGGUGCCAGGCUGGGAACCCUGGAAAAGUUUUCUCAAUUUAGUUAGCGAUAACAUGAGAGUCCAGUACAUACAAAACUUUGACGUUUGGUCUCCUGGAAUUCCAUGCGUGUUGACGGCUUUGGGCACCGUUGGCUUUAAUGGAGGGAAGCACUUGUGGAAAGUCAGAAUGUUAUCGGACAGUAACCCAACCGAGGCCGGAAUUAGUAUCGGUGUGGCAAUAUCUACAGGAGAGAAUCCAUCAGAGCCUACUGCAGAGCCUCUGGUACUUAAAAUUCAAAACCAAUGGCUGUGGACUACGGGUCAUCCGGAUCUCCUAAAUUUCUCACUGUGCACGAAUUUCACAGCAGCGCGCUUUCCGUUUCCUGUUGGAAACAAUGAUGUUCUUGAAUUAUAUCUGGACUGUGUGAAUGGGAAACUGACGAUAUACCAUCCAGUUACUAAGCGAUCUGACACCAUGUACAUGGGGAGAGACCGAGGGUCGCUAUAUCCAAUGUUUGUGAUGUGUUCUAACGGUGACGAAGUGUCCCUUCGUACAACAGAAGUCAUGUCAGUGUAGCAGGCCGACAUGACUGAAGCUUUUUUUUUUUCCCUAGGCUAGUAACAGAUUUCAAUCUUCACCAAUUAAGGACGUUACUGCGCACGCAAAUUCACACGCCGCGUCAUGCAUGAGCACGCGCGCUAAGUACUAAAACGAACAAUGACAGGGCAGAUGGCCAUUGCUGUAGCUUUGCUUGGAUUUAACGAUCUUGGACGUUCGGUGACCCCUAC
This is a messenger RNA of Orbicella faveolata, 2927 nucleotides long. Its product is annotated as E3 ubiquitin-protein ligase TRIM45-like. The record is from RefSeq and is a predicted model, not a curated record. Gene Ontology annotation, molecular function: zinc ion binding; protein binding. Lineage: Eukaryota; Metazoa; Cnidaria; Anthozoa; Scleractinia; Merulinidae.